Molecule: messenger RNA, 3185 nt
Organism: Phlebotomus papatasi
Lineage: Eukaryota; Metazoa; Arthropoda; Insecta; Diptera; Psychodidae
Gene: Sobp
Product: sine oculis-binding protein homolog
Exons: 4
Coding region: 949-2451 (500 amino acids)
Biological process (GO): animal organ development
Cellular component (GO): nucleus
Source: RefSeq, a predicted model, not a curated record
GCAAUGACCAACAACAUCAUCACAUCAGGAUCAUAAAUUUGCGCGCGCAGAAUACAUAAAUAAAAAUACGAAGAAAUCACACUGGUUGCCAUCAGGCAAAUUCAGAAUCCUACACGCCGUUUCAAAUAUCAGCCGAGAGAUUAGUUUACAACAAGCGCUCGUUCGAGGUGGAUGCUCUUGCGAUGCACUCCAUAAAGUGAUAUUCCUCUGAGGUAUCCUAUCAGUAGUUCUUCGGCAGUGUAAUUAAAUUCACAGUGCCGUGUGGAUUUUGCAACUCAUUUGGUGUCAUUUUUUUUUGGCCAAAUUCCAAUGCAAUAAGCGACUAAAAUAUGAUCAGUGUUUGUACUGAGGAUUGUGGUGUUGUAGAUUUGAAAUGAACGAGAGGAAAAUAAAUUGACCGCGAAAAACCCUUCUCGACAUUUUCUAGUAAAAUUUAUGGGAAAUUAAUAAGCCAGCUUUAGUUUCACCAACCCAAUUAAUUACCUACCAAAUUAAUUCUUUUGUAAAAUAAUCAUCACGGAAUCUUCGUCACUUGCAGAGGAUAAUUUAGUUAGAUGGUUUAUUGCCAAGGAAAACUUUCACCAGGAAGACUUGGUGCAUCCAAGAGUCACAGCAGGAGAAUAUUAAUCUUGUGAAAUGACUUGAAAGCUAAAAGUGAAUAAUAUUCAAAAAGGCUAAAUAUAUCACUCCUAUAGAAAGCUUUGAGCGAUUGAAUAUUUAAUAUGUUGAUAAAGAAUUUUCUGAGAUGUUGAACUUGCUUCUAAAUCCGUUGUGGUGUUUACUUCUAUAAAUAAAUGCCGUGAAAUUUUGUGAAAAUCAUCCAGAACUUUGCCCAAAAAAGAAAACACAAAGAGAUAUUUUUUUUUAUAUAUUACCGUGAAAUCCACCAAAAAAUUGGCCAAAAACCGAGUGACACUCAACGCUUCCACAUCGUCUUUCACAUGAGGAAUGGCAGCAAAAAUAUCCCCACCGUCAGCUGUUGAAGUGAAGAAGGAGAUUCCUAACGAUGAUAUUAAGGACUUUGCUGAGACAGCGAUGAAUGAACUUCUGGGUUGGUAUGGUUACGAAAAUAACACCAGUGAUCGCACGAAAGUUAUUAAUUUGAGACAAGUGAGGAGUCAGAGUUCAACGCCAGAACACGACAGUUCCAGAGAAGAUUCCAGGAGUCCAAUGACUGCAUCAGAGAAGGAAGUGAUGGAUUGUGGCUGGUGUCGAAGAUCAAUGGCCCACCACUCACCUGGAUCUCUGGGGACACCUGAUGGACCGCGGUACUGCUCAGAAUCAUGCUUCUCCCAGAGUCGUCGCGCUUCUUUCAAACGCGCCAAAACCUGUGAUUGGUGUCGUCAUGUGAGACAUGCUGUGAGUUAUGUGGACUUCCAAGAUGGGGCAUCACAGCUCCAGUUUUGCAGUGAUAAAUGCCUCAAUCAGUACAAGAUGCAAAUAUUCUGCAAGGAAACGCAGGCCCACCUCGAUAUGAAUCCUCACCUCAAAGAAAAGGGUGUUGGAGGCAGUGGUAACCUUAUUACUCCCGAACUAUGGCUGAAAAAUUGCCGUAGCAGAUCAGUAUCACCAGCCAGCGAACGGAGCAGAUCGGGAUCACCAAUAAGUGUUGGUACUCCAAGCCUGAGCAACGUAGGACCACAACCCCGACCUGUAAUCACUUUAGCACCACCUUCUAAGCUUCUAAACAACCCCAUGCACCACUCUUCUACUACCAAAUCACCCAUUAAAGUUCUCAAGAAGAAAAGACUUACAAGAAUGCAAAGCAUGAGCUCAAACAAUAAUAGUCUCCAGAUGAUGAACAACAAUACCCCAGUUAGUCAGAAACCCUGCACCUUAACAACGAGUGCUCAAGAUCUUCGACUGCAUCCCAUAUCACCUAUUGUGCAGGCUACAACACCCGAAAAAACACCCUCAGCUCCACCUCAGAGGCCAUCUAGUGGUUUUCAGCAUCAUCCCUUCCUGCCUCCACCACCAAAUCUCUACCCCUUGAGAUCCCCUCGGCUUACACCAUCUUUUCCACCUUUUUCACAUCCUCCCAAUGAUAGUAGAGCUCUUCCAUUUGGACCUCCACCACCUCCAGUUACAAUCUUAGUACCCUAUCCUAUAGUUCUGCCUCUUCCUCUCCCAAUACCAAUCCCAAUUCCUUUGGCUCACUUUGCCAAACUAAGUCAGCCCACCGAGACUGCAACUAGUACAAGAGGAUCCGAGAAGCCAGAAACUUCAUCAACGAGACAGCCUGACAGUGAUGAAUGUUCUGAACAGCCGCUUGACUUCACCAAGGCCAGAACUGAGGAGAAGGAAGAUGACGAACCUGAUCCGCCAGAAGAGCUGAAGUUGCCCAAGCUCAAGAUAACACGACUACAGACAAAACGCAAUCUUGCCAAAGAACUUGAAAGCAAUCGACCGCUGAGAAAAAGAAAACGAGUUAUAGACGCCUCCAGCCAUUAGGAGCCUCCUUAUAACCUAUCUAUAAUCUUCAUAAAUCUUCCAGCAGACUUAAAGCCAUUUGAAGGACGAAAUCCGCCGCGUCAUCUUAAUUUAUAUAGAAAGUUUUCAGACUCCCUAUUCUGAUGUCCGUCACGAAAUUUAUCCAGAUUUUUCGGAAUGGUGGUUAUGUGUGUGAUGCCGCUACAGCUCAUUUUUGUGCACUUUUGAGCAAAAUAUUCACAAUUAAACUCAGAAACACCCUUUACGAAAUGAAAAUUGUUGAUAUUUGAUUUACAAGAACGGGAAAUUCGCGAAAAACUAGAGAAAAAUCCGUGAAAUUCAACGCUGUCAUUUCUCAAUCAUGCUAUUGCUCUCGCUCGCACUACUCUCUCGUUCACUCUUUAAUCGCGGGAUAUUUUCAAAAUCAUUUCCGUUAGAUACCCGGCUACAUCAAAUCACCCAAAUUUUCUUUUCUUUGAUACAUGUAUGGUCCAAGGCAAGAAAAUACACCACCUCUUCGUUAUCCGGCACUUCGUUAUCCGGAUGACAGCUGCCAAACACUGACGGUUGAUGUAUUCAAAAAUAUUUUUACUAAACAUGAAGUUUCUCCAGUGUGAAUUAAAGUAUUAUUAUCAUUGUAUCGAAGUUUUUAAUACAUAAUUGUGAUAAAAUAUGAAACAUAAGCACAUCAUAAAGAAAAUUCUCUUGUUCUUUGACAGACAGUAAAUAAAUUCACACUGCACAACAUAUAAAAA